AUGGCUGCCAACACAUCGCUAUCCUCUUUCACCAAACUCAACGACCUCGUCGCCAUCUACCGCCCUGCCAACGCCCGCCCUGGAGCUCCCGAUCCCGGUACACCCCAGUUGAUAGUCAUAUGCUCCUGGCUCGGCGCUGCGAGUAAACACAUCACCAAGUACACUGACGCCUACCAGCAACGGUAUCCCUACGCAACCCUGCUUCUCAUCCGCUCCACAUUGGCCAGCAUGAUCCAAAGAGCCGACAUCGCCCCUGCGAACGAAGUCCUGGCGUCUUUCGUCCGCGACAAAAGCGAUUCCAGAAGCAAACCGCCCAUAGUCUUGCACGCCUUUUCCAACGGCGGCGCGCGAAACGUAGCCUCGCUCAUCGUCGACUUCCGUACCACUCGUACGGGUUCAACCUUCCCUUUCGACGCUCUUAUUCUAGACAGUUGUCCUGGCCGCGCCGACGUCUCUUCCGUCUCGCGCGCUAUAACCCUCUCGCUGCCCCUUAGCAGCUGGAGUCGCUCCGCAGCCUCCUGGCUCAUCUACCUCGCCGUCCUACUCCUCAUGACAAUCACCCAUCUAUUCAAAAUAGAAGACACGGUUUCUCAGCUUCGACGACGACUCAAUGAUCCCGAUGUCGUGCCUACGAGCGUGCGGAGGUUGUAUUUGUAUUCCAAGGCUGAUGAGAUGGUGCGUUGGGAGGAUGUUAGUGGGCAUGUGGAGGAGGCGAGGGAGAGGGGGUAUGAGAGGGUGCAGGAGGUUGUGUUUGAGGGCGCGGCGCAUUGUGCUUUGAUGUUGAAGGGUGGGGAGCGGUAUUGGGGGGCUGUUGGGGGGUGUAUUUCUGGGAAGUUGUGA
Molecule: messenger RNA, 840 nt
Organism: Neohortaea acidophila
Lineage: Eukaryota; Fungi; Ascomycota; Dothideomycetes; Mycosphaerellales; Teratosphaeriaceae
Exons: 1
Coding region: 1-840 (279 amino acids)
Source: RefSeq, a predicted model, not a curated record